Ciona intestinalis (vase tunicate) is the source of this 1619-nucleotide messenger RNA. RefSeq lists its product as uncharacterized. The record is from RefSeq and is a predicted model, not a curated record. NCBI's taxonomy places the organism in Eukaryota, Metazoa, Chordata, Ascidiacea, Phlebobranchia, Cionidae.
GUUACGUCAUAGCACGAAGCGUUUAGAUGGCGACAUCCGGUUUGUCUCCCUAUUGUGAUGUCAUAAUAUACUUUCACAGUUACAGUAAGGCAAGCUGUUCAACAAUGUUCGAAGUUAUUUUUAAUUGUUUAUUGUUCUUUGUUAUUUUAACUGGAUGUGACGUCACGAAAGGGGGCAGAAACGUCACCCUUGAUUGCGCCUCCCAGCGGCCAGUAAGUUGUGAGAGAAAAAUCUUUGUUCGCCAAAACAGAGGAGUUUUAGUUUCACCCACAAAGUCACGGCUGGAUCACUCUUGUUGUUGGUCAGGUAAUUGGGUGGAUGUGACGUCACAAAGGUUAGGAGAAACGUCGGUUGGCAACGAAACCUUGAUGACGUGUUUUAACAUGGAUGAGCGGAAAGUCGAAAAAGUUUCGAUGAAGUUCAUGGCGCAAGUAAUCGAGGGUCGAGAGGUUGCGUGGUUUAAAGCGAAGUUGAAGCCAUCGGCGGAUUAUAAAGUGGUUUCGUGUAAACAACAUUUAUACAACGGUUCUACGCACGAGGAUAGAACGACAUUGUUGGUGAAAUUCCCGCCAUUAUUCCUUCGUCACGUGAUCAAGUUCAACGUUAUGAUUGGUCGAAUGAACGCCAUAGAUAUCCCAGUGUUCUCCCACCCAGCCAACAUGAGAAGACGGAACGUUCGUAUUCAAAAACAAGGUCUUAAUUUCACCCACUUUUACCUACGUCAUACCGGCAGGAACAGACAAGACAUAGUUAUGCAUUUUCCGCAGUUGUCCAUCAAUGACGUGGGCAACUAUAGUGUCGUCAUACAUACGUCACACCACGUAGUUUCAACCGUGGUCAUUUUAAACCCAUCAAAUAAAGAUGAGGGCGUCAACGAGAACCACGUGAUCAUAAUCGUCAUAUCCUGUUUAUGCGUAGUGUUAGUGGUGAUGGUUGUUUUAUGUUGUUUCUAUGGAUCCAAACCAAGGUGUCGCAUUAGGUCAAGUAGUUCAAAUGGCGCGUCGUUGGUCGGCUUGAAUAUAGACGUCGCUGAGUCGACGGGUGUUGGUGAUGACGUGUUCCUUCCUGUCCCCCCACGUUCGAAGAAGCAAUCAUUGAAGUCAUUGAAGCGUGAAACCAUCGACCAAUCAAAGUUCGACUCGGAAGUGACGUACAUGAAUGAUGACGUAGGUAAUGAUGACGUAGACGAAGAUGGUUAUCUGCAGCCGAUACGCAUCAAUGAGCAUGAUUACGUAGCAUUCGAUGACGGCCAACGACACCAAGCCACUACACCGCCUGCUCCCAGCCGGACCAAUCAAGAUGAAACGCAAUUUACUUACGAGAACUUUUGACUUAUUACGUCAUAUAUAUAUAUAUUAUCGUCAAAAUUAGCACAGAAAACGUUUCACGCGAGUAAACCAUAAAAUGAAAACAAAAGUAACUCGACAACCACGCCUUGGUUUCAGGCCAAGUUAUCGUGUAUAUGUAUUAGGUAUUGUAACAUUCCCGAUAUAAUUACGUUAUAUUUUGUUUAUUUUAUGUUUCGCCCCUGAUGGUGGGUUCAGAAACCCAGAAUUCCACAAAUAUUGUUACGUCACAAACAUCUUCUUUAUAACAUCAUACAUCACGUGAUGGUUGCA